Messenger RNA from Chondrus crispus (carragheen), 1608 nucleotides. RefSeq lists its product as hypothetical. The transcript has a single exon. Bases 1 to 1608 code for a protein of 535 amino acids. Gene Ontology annotation, biological process: regulation of DNA-templated transcription. Gene Ontology annotation, molecular function: double-stranded DNA binding. Lineage: Eukaryota; Rhodophyta; Florideophyceae; Gigartinales; Gigartinaceae. The record is from RefSeq and is a predicted model, not a curated record.
AUGAGGGCAGCCGCCUUUGCCACGUCAGCUCUUCCCCUGGGAAACUCGACAUGGCUGUCUCGCCACACCCCACGCCGCUCAAGAACUUCUCCACGUAGCCCCGACCAUGUUUGCUGUCUCAUACCGCCUCAAGUCCCUUCUGCUCGCACCUCACAAAUUUCAGCUGUCGAACAGCGCUUUCGCGUCUUGGGUGCCGACGCGGCGGCAGACCUCGCCUAUGUUUCACUUUCAACUGGCACGGCAACCGUCGAGCUUGCUUCCCCGACGUGGUCAAUGCUCAUGGAUACGCUCGCAUCUCAUGAUAUCAAUGGUUCCGUUCUGUCUUGCAUUGCGGAGCGGUUAGGCGUCCCAGAAUUGCUCCGGUUGGAACCUGCUCAUGUGGUUUCUGUUCUGCAUUACUUGUCUACAUAUGUGCAAUUGGCCGAUGCGGAGCGCAACCGCGUCAUUAUUCGUCGGCCAGAUAUUUUGAAAAGUCCUGAGCAUCUGCGGAAAGCCGUUGAGGCGUUGGAGACCAGUGGCUUGCGACUGAAGGACAUUAAGACCGUGGUUCAGCGAUGGCCAGGUCUCUUGCUCUUGGAUGCGAGAAAAAUCAACCGGGUCACUGCAUUUUUACAGACACCUGCAGUCGGAUUUUCCUUGCCCAACUUGCGCUCCCUGCUGCGUAGAGCCCCGUGGGUUCUCGUCUAUGACAUCGGAUCUGAAAUGAUCCCAGCCAUUUCUUAUCUCAAGAGGGUACUGGAUUUACCGAACAGGGCGCCUGUGGAUCAGUUUAUUCGAGCGCGUCCCUUACUUCUUGGUACCUCGCCAGAUGCAAUGCAGAAGGUGACCGACUUCAUGUCGGAUGUUGUAGGCCUGACGCCUACCAUGCUCAGUGUGGCAUUGCGUUCCUUUCCCCCUCUUCUAACUUGUUCUAUCGAUGCCACUCUCGCACCCGCCGCUUCUUUCUUAUCGAAAGAUCUUUCCCUCGAACCGAACGAGCUAAAAAAGCUGGUCAGAGCAUUUCCCACUGUUUUGACGCUGGAUGUAGAAGGUGAUAUGCGGCCAGUUGUAAACUACUUUCGGCGGAAAGGUAUCAUCAACGUAGGAAGGAUCGUAAAGCGGCUCCCGCCCAUUCUUGGCUAUGAUUUGGACACGAACAUAAUUCCAAAAAUGGAGUAUAUUGAACAGGAGCUGGGAUUGUCUUCUUACGACAUUUUGACAUUUCCUGGCUACUUCUCAUAUUCUUUUGAGAAGUGCAUUGAGCCGCGAACGAAGUUUUUGCAAGCAAAGGGCCGGUCCGUUACGGAAUCCGGGUUGAACAUGGCCCUGGGAUUGAAGGAUGAAGACUUCUGUGUGCGCGUUGCAAAAGUGCCAAUAUCUCAGUAUUACGCUUUCAAAGCUGCCUUCCUGCUAGGGCGGAAAAAUGAGAAAGCUGCCGUUGAGCCUACAAAUGACGUAGUCAAGGAAUCGAGAAACUCUAACGGAGAUGAGGAAAUCGGUGAUGAGACAAUCGGUGAUGAGAGAACAACCCAAAACGCGUCUCGGAGACUAUCAAACUCCAAUGGAAAACGCAGAAAACGAAAAUUUCGUACGACACUUUCCCGGAUGCCUUGGAAAGAGUUGAAAUAG